AUGUCAUCGGCUGAACGAUAUUCUCAAGUCAAAUGUACCUAGCAGGUAGUUAACAGUUACCGAGGCAGCCUAGCUUAAAUAUAGCUCAUGUAGGCAUUACGCGAUCAAGAACAAGCAAGACUUACUGAAUCGUUCAGGUUUCAGUACCUAGUUACUAUGAAAUUACUUCAAAUAGUCAUGCUUCUUGUCUUUUGUGCGAAAUUUACAGGUGGAUAUAAGUUUGUAAGAUCUAUUUUAGCGUCCGGAGUCCAGUAUUAUAAAAUAUUGAUGACAUUAGGAACUUGUAGAGGCAAGCUCAUCUUUACGGAACAAAAAGUAUGGGGCAACGUUAAGUUGAACAGAAUCUUGGACAUCUACUACAGGAGCGAUACACCAGACAUCUUGGUAUCCAGAGUGGAGCUAACAAUAGUAGCGAACAGUACAGAGUGUAUCGCAUACUCCGAACAAGGAGUGGGCCUCUCUUCCUUUAGUGCGAGCGUUCUGCUGCCGAUGCACGGAGGCACCGUACUGUACAAGUUGGAAGUUUUCACAUGCUCGUCGCCGACUACUGAGUCAUUGGAGACGACUACGGAAACCACGGUCAUAAAAUUUUGUUCAUGAAAUUCAAGUUUACCAGUAAAUUUAAAUUAAGUAUCUACGUAGAGUUAUUUACCUUAAACUUCUUUUUCUUGGCGUAUCUAUGACAAAAAUUAGAGCUGGAAAUGCUGGAAUAGUGUGGACAUAAUGUUUCUGCAUUAUCUGAAACUAUUACCUACUCCAGCGUAGUGGACUAGGCCUAAAAUAAAACCCUUCCUUCAACGGAAGGAGACCCGUGCCCCAUCAGUGGAGAUAUAUGUGAUGGGUCGGAUGAUGAUGAUUACCAACUUAGAUAAGAGUUACCGAUACUUAUAAAAUCAAGAACAAACUUAGGUUACUUAGGUGCUGGGGCGAUACUUUAAUUAGUUAAUGACGACUCGUGGGAGACUAUAUCAGCUGAUGUCAUUAUUAAAUAGCACAAUAGAUGUUUUAUCUCUAUGUAAGUAGUUAGGUACCUACUCAACCUAGUGUCUGUAUAAGUUUAUACGCUUAACAGUUUCCUCAAGUCAUUUUCUGCUCUAAUUUCAGUAUGAACUAGUAACAUUUUACUGUAAACCUAUCAGUAAUUUAUUAGCUUCUACAUAUAAUGCUGGCAUGUCUCCCUCAGUUAUCCUCAUUGUGUCAGAUGUGUGACAUCUUCAGAUUAGCAGUUCUGUGUUUAGAUAAUAUCCAGAGAGACUACUGUUGCUUGAUAAUAUCCUCGAUACUCUGAAACGAAACUUCGUAGUUAACGAGUAUCGUAUAUCGAAGCUAGAGUGAACGUUCUGAA
Messenger RNA from Plutella xylostella (diamondback moth), 1345 nucleotides. RefSeq lists its product as uncharacterized. The record is from RefSeq and is a predicted model, not a curated record. Lineage: Eukaryota; Metazoa; Arthropoda; Insecta; Lepidoptera; Plutellidae.